Zophobas morio is the source of this 1258-nucleotide messenger RNA. RefSeq names its product fibrinogen-like protein 1. The record is from RefSeq and is a predicted model, not a curated record. The transcript is spliced from 3 exons. Bases 175 to 1218 code for a protein of 347 amino acids. Lineage: Eukaryota; Metazoa; Arthropoda; Insecta; Coleoptera; Tenebrionidae.
GGUAAAAUGGAUCAAAAUUAGAUUUAUCUAUGUUCAACUACUUCUUUAAAUAAUAUACUCCGGAAAAGACGUGUCGAUCAAAUUGUUAAGCGUGAACUCUGACUCCUUUAUCGUUCAAAUUUCAUUACUAUAUUUGAACGACCAAAACACCACAACUUUAAUCGCUGUUACAUCAUGGACUUGAAGCUACUCCUAAUCACCGCUCUCUGGACACUUUGUGUAAAAUCCCAGCAAAACGAUGACCAACUUACCGAAGUCGCAAACUUGAAGUUCGAAAUCCGAGAAACCCUCGUCGAGACGAAGAACCGCUUGGAAAAAUUCGAGCUCAAGAUGACUCAAGUUCAAAGGUACCUAGACAAACUGUUGGCUCUUCACGAGGUGAUAACGGAAGAAGACUUUUCAGAACCAGUGGAACCCAAUGACCUCGCAAAAAUCGCACAAGUGGUCGAGAAGACAAUCGUUUCAGACAAAUCGUGCGAAAUCGAAGAAUUGGAACGACUAAAAGACGAUUUGAUAAGUGCAAUUGACAGAAACACAUUGUCUACCGACGUGGUGGACAAUGGAAAACGUCGUCGGAAGCAGGUAAUCCAGGAGAACGAAGCACUCAUAGUUUUGCCCGACGAUGAAGAGUUUGUCGAGGGUUGUAAAGACCUUUUCGACCAAGGGAGCGUCAACAGUGGACUCUAUAUCAUACAACCAUCUCGAGCCCGUGAACCGUUUACGGUUCUGUGCGACAUGGACACACAAGGUGGUGGCUGGGUCCACUUCAUGAGACGGUUCAACGGUUCCCAAAAUUUUUACUUAAACUGGACUGACUACAGGAAUGGUUUUGGUGAGCUAGAUAGAGAGUUCUGGUUGGGUUUGGAGCAUCUGUACGAGUUCACAGGUGACGUUCCCAAAGAACUCCUAUUUGUGUUUAUUUACGAAAAUAAAACCGACUAUUCCCAUUUCAAAAAAUUCAGCAUCGGAAGCGAGGGAGAGAGCUAUGCUGUAAGGUCAGUCGAAAAUUAUAGCGAAGAUGGUGAACAAACCGUCACGACUGACCUGAACUGGAAAUUUAGCACGUUAGAUAGACAGGGUGUUUAUGGAAGCUGCGCCAAGACUUAUCGUGGACCUUGGUGGUAUGGACCUCGGUGUUUCUUUUUCGAACUCACUUACUCAAAUUUCCACGAGUUCAAGGCUGGUUUGAAGGAAGUCAAGAUGUUGGUUAAGGCAUAGUUGGUUCUGUAUUUGGUCGUAAAUAAAUGUUGGAAAAAUA